AUGGCUGAUUUCUCCAUCCUUGAUGCAAUGAAGCUGAGCAUCGGUUUGAAGCUACUGAUACAAGCAAAGCAUUCUGGAGUUCUGUGCUUACACCUCGGAGAAAGUUGUAGUGCAUCAUCUGCGAUUAGCAAAGGUCACUUUGCGAUCUACACAGCUGAUCAAAAGCGGCUUGUUGUUCCCCUUGUUUUUCUUGACAACGAAAUCAUUAGACAACUUCUAGUAAUGUCUGAAGAAGAAUUUGGUCUUCCAAGUGACGGUCCUAUUACAUUCCCAUGUGAUGCAGUCUUGAUGGAGUACAUUAUUUCGCUUCUUAGCCAAGGUGUAGGCAAAGAACUCCAGACUGCUUUGCUUGCAUCAGUUACUUCGAAUCGGUGCUCCUUAACCUCAAUGUAUCAAGGGUUGAGAGAUCAGCAAUUUCUUGUCUGCUGA
Ipomoea triloba (trilobed morning glory) is the source of this 429-nucleotide messenger RNA. RefSeq names its product auxin-responsive protein SAUR67-like. Lineage: Eukaryota; Viridiplantae; Streptophyta; Magnoliopsida; Solanales; Convolvulaceae. Bases 1 to 429 code for a protein of 142 amino acids. The record is from RefSeq and is a predicted model, not a curated record. The transcript is spliced from 2 exons. Gene Ontology annotation, biological process: response to auxin.